Molecule: messenger RNA, 789 nt
Organism: Mytilus trossulus (common blue mussel)
Lineage: Eukaryota; Metazoa; Mollusca; Bivalvia; Mytilida; Mytilidae
Product: putative ankyrin repeat protein RF_0381
Exons: 4
Coding region: 1-789 (262 amino acids)
Molecular function (GO): protein binding
Source: RefSeq, a predicted model, not a curated record
AUGUUGAUAUUACAGGAUGGAGAGACACCAUUAAUUUUGGCCGCUGAGGAAGGACACCUGGAGGUAGUGACCUACCUCGUCACUCACGGCAGUCAAUUAGACGCUACAUCCUCGUGGGGAAGGACACCAUUAAUGUUGGCGGCUGAGGAAGGACAACUGGAGGUGGUGACGUACCUUGGCAGUAACGGCAGUCAGUUAGAGACUACAGACAACUAUGGACAAACAGCUUUACAUUAUGCUGCUGAGAAUGGACAGAUUGAUGUAAUAAAAUGUUUAAUAGAUCAAGGAUGCAGUCCUUGGGUGAAAUCAAAACAGGACACAGUGAUCAAAUCUGAUUUAGAGUUGUUAGUCAAACAAAGCGACUUAAAAGAACUUGUUACAAGUAUUGUUAGUCAAUUACUGAAUACACUAAAAGAUUCUAUCACUGCAGAAUUCAAUAGUAAGUUAAGAGAAAAAACAGGACAGUUGCAAGACAAUGUUGAUUCUCUAAACCUGGAAAAUCACCUUUUGAAGGAGAAACUAAGGGAGAAAGAAAUUAAGAUCAAGGAGUUGGAUGAAAAAGUGGAGGAUUGUAAUUUAAGAAGUAUGGAUGCUUUGAAAUCUGCAAAUUACAAUGAGCAAUAUUCAAGAAAGCACAACAUUCGCAUUGUGAACUAUCCAGAAAAAAACAAUGAACAUCUACAUGCUGAAUUUAUUAACCUUAUUAAAAAAGACUUGAAGAUUAAUUUGAAGCCUACUGAUUUGAUUGCCAUACAUCACAUUCCUGGAAAAGAUGGGGCAAUAUUGUAA